Pseudo-nitzschia multistriata is the source of this 3522-nucleotide messenger RNA. The record is from the annotation of a GenBank genome assembly. Lineage: Eukaryota; Bacillariophyta; Bacillariophyceae; Bacillariales; Bacillariaceae.
GUCAACUCGUUAAGGAAGGCCAAAGCAUCCUUCCUAAUCACGGGAGAGACAUUGAGGUCCAUAUUGGCAGCCAUAUCCUUGGCUGAAAACGGAAGUCGAAGGAAUAGAUUCUGCUCAUGCACGUUGUGUGAUGAUGGGGCUGACGUACUACCCAACAUUAAUUGGCAUGGGAGGUACGCAACGAAUUGUUCUUCACUGCACUAAAUCACCUGAAUUUUAGGUCUCGAGAAAAGCAUCAACAAGGAUGAUGUGAGACAGUGAUUGGAAGCGAGCAAUGAGCGAUUGCUUUGAAAGAUGGAUCUUUCGUAGCGACCGGAUGGAAACGAUGGAUGUCUAUCUUAGUUUGAAGAGAGUUUAAAAUGAAGUAUUUCAAUCUAUUAAAAUUGCCAAGGGUUUUACUAAGUGUUUCAGUAGAUUGUGAAAAUUGUAGCGAGCAAAAAAAAUCUGUAUCAAAAAUAGUGAUCUUGGGUGAUCAAAUAGCAGAGGAGUGUAGUGUGGUAGUGGAUAGCAAAUGAUGGGAAUGAAAAAUUCAAACCCUUCAGAGCUCGAGAUCAAAAAUUCCUUCGUCUUCGUCAUAGUCGUCAACGCUUUCCGCAGGAUGAAGUUGGUAGUGAGCGCUAUGGCUGCUGCUAUCUAGAGGCAUCGAUGGUACUUCGUUUAGGAAAUUAUCGAGCAAGACGUGGCGAUCCAUUCUAGUGGGUGUAACAAUCUUCAGGUCUUGGAAAGUAUUUUGUGUGCGAUAGUAAUGGAUAGUGCUGGAGUGAUGAAGAUCGUCAUCAAUGAAUUUCUCCCCUUCAUUUUGUUCGUGGCGCGAUCUUACGAUGUUAUCAAUGAGAAUUUCGUUGGCGGACUUCAGGUAUGAACCGUCCUGAAGCAGAGAGUUCUGUUGCGAGAUGCCGUUCACAACUCUCGAAAAGAAGACGAAGUCUUUGUAGUCUGCCUCAGCUUCGUCUUGUGCCAUUCUGUGUUCGCUAGAUGUCUUUCUCAUGGACUUGCGAUUGAUAGGAAUCGAGGCAGAACCUUUUCUCUUGGCGAAGGGCAUGCUUGUAGAAGGAGGGUAUGAGUGCCGAUGGCUGCAAUUACUGAAUGGAAAGUGAACGUGGAGAGCAUCGUCUGUCAUCGUUGGAUUAGGUGUGGUUUCGUUGUACAUCCUCAGCUUUGUUGGUUGAUGGUUUGCGUGUUUCACAAAAAGUGUUCGUUGAUUGUUGUCGUUCCUUCCGUAAAUUGUGGUGAGGUUGAGGAUGUUUUCGUCUAGACUAGGUUUUGUUACCUACGGCGUGCCUGUGGUUGUUGCUUAAAUAACAUUUCAUAUUAUUUCCUAGUAAAUGUGUAAAUCAACUGAAAGAAAGAAAGUAUUCUGUUCUUUUUUUAGAAACGGCACUUUUCACGGGAAUGAAUACGGUCCAGUCAUAGGUGACACUAUCACCGCCUUACGGUCCAGAGCGAUGAUUCCUCGAAAUUCAUUUUUUAGUCAUACCUGCACUGUACUGUACAGCCAGUAAUAAAUUACGCAGCACUAUUUUUUGACACUCGUGUGAAUGAAUUUGGUGGCUGUCAGAAAUAGCGCGUCUUUGGAGAGGAGUUUUGAAUCGCUCUGAACCAAAACUUCUCUAGAAAACCCAAGAACGAAAGAGGAAAAAUAAAGCAGUAAAUGCAAUCAUCGAAUACUCGUUUUUGUACGCAAUACUGAUACUUGGCCCUGUCGAAAAUAAUCUCAAUAGAAAUAGAACGUGCAGAGUUAGAGAUCAGGAGCAAGUGAAGCCCGUUAAGUACCAUGUUUCGAUUAACGCGAUCUUUCAUAGGAGACAAGUUUCAAACCAAUAGAAACACUGAGAAUUGUCACGUGUCGGAAAGAAGGUACAGUAGCAGGGGACCAUACCGUACGGGUAGGAUAAGGUUCAGGGAACCAAUACAUAGAAAAAAAACUCUUUCAAUAAAUUCAGAACAUAACCGCGAAUCAAAAGCGAACGAACAAAUCUGUAUGGAUUUUUGUCUCUCUGUCAAAAAAGAAUUCACUGAGCUCAUAACCCAUUGAUUCGAAUUUCGAUGAAUCAUAGAAAAAUGAGAUCAGUGUCAGAAUUAUGAUUGGUUCAAGACACACGAAACCAGCUGGUGGCCAGAUCUGAUAGAGCGUGUCGAGCAUAAGGCUACCUGGCCUAGAGCGAAAAUCAGCUCGGAGUGCUACUCCGAGGAACAGACAUUAGAGCAUAGAUCGACCAGUCAUUUUGCAGAUCUGAGGCUCGCCACAAAUUCGCCAACCAAUAGGAUGUCAAAGGAACAAUGCGUUCGCCAACCAUAUUACUAUUAAAUUUAAGGAAUGUUGGCAACCACUUGACACUUUCGGUGCCCUCCCCAACCAAUUGAAUUCCGAUUGAGUGGGCGUGAAGCAGUUUUAACAAAUAUCCCUCAACUUCAAUGAGUUUUUCUCUCUCAAGGUGAACGAAAAAGCCAAUUUACAAGCAAGAGUUUGUUUGGGUUAUUAAUAGUGAACAGAAAAUCGAAAAUAAUGCUAAUUGUUGUCAGAUAAUACAAACGGCAAAAUAGUGGUCUAGUUUCAUUUAUGUUGUGGAUGGAUAGCCGUUUUAGCGGUGCGGUGGUGUAGCUUGUUCGAUUGUUUUCGACGUAAAAUUGUGUAUAUUGGUCUUGUGUUUCAAAAUUAGUGCAAGACGUGUGUGGUUAGCGUUCCCUAGAUGCUCGCGUAGCAUACGAUGUCCGAGCAGCGUCGGUUAGAUUCAUCAUAGCUCGAGAUCAAAGAUGAACUCGUCCUCCCCAGAGUCAAAAUCGUCCCCGUCACCUUCAAAAUCUCGUUGGUACGCAAAGGACGAAGUAGAAGAGGAAGAGCAGGAAGACUCGUAGCAACCAUCCAAGUUCUCGAGACAGUUCUCAUUAGAAGUGCUGUCAUAAAUCUCUUUUGGUUCUCGAUCUUGUUCUUGAUAUCUCGUUUGCAUAAUGUGCGUCAGGCAACGCUCCGUCUCUUCGUUGUAUUGCUGGUAGAGUUGGGGUUGGUUAUCAUCGCCGUUUUUACUCGUGUUUACACGGAGCGUGCGCUCUCGGAUGCCUCUAAUAAGGCGGGCGUAAAAGACGAAAUCGCGUUCGUCCGCCAUUUGCUCGUCCAUGGAGAGCUGGAGUUCCGAAGGGGAUCGAAACAUUGCAUGGGGGAUAGGAACAGAGCUACUCGAAGGUCGGCGUCUCCUGUGCGAGGAAGAUGUAUCCUUGGUGCAGGAACUGAACAUUACUCCCUUCUUGUUGCUGGGACCCUCGCGCGGAUGACCGGGAGUGUAUGGGGUGGGCUUGAUGGUGGAACCAAGCAUUGUUUGUUGGUAGAUCAUCAUGUUGGGAAUACAAUUGUGUGGUGUGGAAACCCAAUGAGACGGUGUUACAAUGGAGAUUUGGAUGUUUUCGCGGUGACUAUUGAGGAAUUUGUGGCGGAGAGCUAAAUUAUGAUGUGAAUGACAAUUCAAGGGAUGAUGCGUUGUGGUGGAGAUUCGACAUUCAUUUCACGAAUAAAGUUAGUUAUGAGAA